AUUUGAGGACAACUGUGAAAUUUUGGCAUAUUCCUCAUAUUGUAAUUAUAUUUAUUCAAAGCUAAGUUCUGCGUUUUAAUUGAAAAAAUCGUUUACCAGAUUUGAGAAUUAUUCCUUACUGUUCCGUAGGCAUACAGUGAAAAUGAUAAAGGCUAUUUUGGUAUUUAACAACCACGGAAAGCCAAGGCUUUCAAAAUUCUAUCAAUAUUUUAAUGAGGAUAUGCAGCAGCAAAUAAUAAAGGAGACUUUCCAGCUGGUUUCCAAACGGGAGGAUAAUGUUUGUAAUUUUUUAGAAGGAGGAAGCCUUAUUGGUGGAUCAGACUACAAAUUGAUAUAUCGCCAUUACGCCACGCUUUAUUUUGUGUUCUGCGUGGAUUCAUCUGAAAGCGAAUUGGGAAUUUUAGACCUAAUCCAGGUUUUUGUGGAAACUUUAGACAAAUGUUUUGAAAAUGUUUGUGAGUUAGAUUUGAUAUUUCAUGCUGAUGCAGUACAUCACAUUCUAGCUGAACUGGUUAUGGGGGGAAUGGUCCUACAAACAAAUAUGACCGAUAUCUUAGCACGAAUCGAUGACCAAAAUAAACUAGUGAAACAAGAAGCAGGUAUUUCUGCUGCUCCGGCACGUGCAGUGAGCGCUGUAAAAAGUAUGAACAUUCCUCAACAAAUAAAAGAUAUCAAGCUUCCCGAUUUACCCCAAGCGAUUAAAGAUUUAAAAUUUUGACCGGGACAAACAUCAACAAACUUAAUUUUGGACUCAAUUAUUACUAGCAAUAUGUCGUCUUCACCUAUUAGUUCAUCAACAUUCCCUACAUUGUCAACUGCUGAAAAUGAUUAUUACACAUUUUUGCGCCAAAAUACCUAUGAACUAAUUGAUGCUCAAUACGACGUGAACUUGUCCACUCCAUCCAUAUUUUCUACUACAAGUUGCAAUUCCGAUUGCUAUCAAAGGGAAGCCGGUGUAAGUUUUUUUUCGUUGGAGACUACAAAAAAAAAUAAUGGCGUUAUAGGUUCUAUAACGGAUAAUAACAUGAGUGAUGAUAAACAAUUGGUCGGUAUAUCUGUUGAAACCCCUAAAAAAAAGAAAAAAUAGAAGAAACCACAGGUCUCGGGUCUUAUUUGCAAUAAGGGUAAAAAAUUUUGGGGUUUCAUUACAUAAACUUUGUAUAUUCAAAAUAUAUGUAUAUGAACAAUUAAAAUGCGGAGUAACAACUCGUGAUAACUGUUUUAAAGUUUUAACUACUUCAACUCUUUCAUUAAUAUCAUUCUCUACAAGAAUAGAAAAUAUGAUUUUGUGUUUUAAUUCAAAACUCUGCAGAAUCUAUUAACAUUACCAAUGUGCAAAUCGGUUAUGUAUUGGAAAUGUUGACAGACGUAUGCAAAACUUUAUGGUGACUAUCAUUAUCAGUGAUAUUUACUGUAAGAAUCAAUUAUAUAAACUAAAGAAGUGUGCGAAUUCAGCCAUAUGUCAAAUUUGAAACAAAAAGUUAACACCCCUCCCUAUUGCAUAUCUAUAAAAAACCGAGUGAUGAGCGAUAUUGCUAUUUUUAAAUCACUGUGAUUUCAGUUUUUUAUAUUGAUUGAUUUUAUAUUGCUAUUGCGAUUGCAACAAAACAAACGAAUUUAUGAGAAUUUGUACUCCACAUUUUUUUUUUUUUUUUUUAAAUUUUCAUAUUUAUUUUUAACAAUAUCCAAAAUUUAUUUGUUUAUCAUAUUUGUAAUCAUAAUAUAUAUAUUUUAAUCAUAACAAUAUUUUUAUUUGUAAUCAUAACAAAUGUACAGUAUUGUCUACAGCUUAAAUGCACAAAAUACGAAUCUAGUUCUCCGACGUUGCAGUGAAAACAUCAAAGUGCACUCAUUGAUUGACCUACUAUUUCAAGAAAAAUAACAAAUUGAUCGGAACGAUUUAUGCGCAAGGGAAGCAUAAUUUUUCCAUAUACAGUGAUCUCCGCUGAAGUACCCUCUUUUCCUCUUUUAAGUACCUUUUAAUAUUUUUGACAUUGAAUGCGUUGAGAAUUGUCAAAAUGAAAACAUAUAUUUGUUAUGUUUUUUUUUCCAUAAUUAUUGUUAUUAAUAAGUAUUUUUGUUAUUGAUAAAAGAAAAAAUAUUAGAUCGAAGUAUUUGAGGAAAUGCUUGGUAAGAACUCCGAGGCACUUAAGCGGGAUUAAUUUAAGUGCCUUUCCCGCUUAAGUGUCCUAAAAGUCUUGCAUGUUAAGAAGGUGGACUUAAAUCGGGAUAACUGUGCAUCAUUAUUAGACUUAAAUAUCAUCGAGAGUAAUGCAUUUGUUGUGUAAUUGUUGCCCAAAAAUUUGAAUAUUAGUAAGAGAUCUUCAAAAUAGGCCAUUGUUUCCAUCUUAAUAGUUGGUGGAGGCCAAACCUGUGGGUAAAUUUAGUUUCAUUUCUACAUUCCAUUCAUUCAUACCUUUAGGGCAGUGGUCGGCAAACCAUACUUUCAAACAAUUUAUUUCGUGAGUGUAUGGGUGUUGAGAGCUACUCAACUGACCUAGUGUUAUGUUCUACUGGUCCCGAACUGGUGAAAUUUGGCCCAAUCCUGGUUUUGGAGAGUUGUCGAGCAAAGUGAACGUAACACUUUAUUACUUAUUACUCUACUUUACAACUCUAACUUAUAGCUUCUUUACACUUUACUCGACAACUCUCUUAUAACAACUGUGUAUUGCUGCCAGUCCUACUCUACUCUACUUUACAACUCUAACUUAUAAUUUGUUUACACUUUACUCGACAACUCUGUUAUCAGAACUGUUUCUUGCUGCCAGUCCGGCAGCCCUUUUAUAGUCGAUUGUUGGCAAUACAUCGCCACUCGAACAUUCUGGCAAUUACGAAUAUCGAUGUAUGGAUAAAUCUGGCAAGUUAUUGAUUUCGAUUGUCAAUUUUAGUCUACUUUCACACGGGCAACUUUUGUUGCUAAUUCUCGGGCGAUUCUCUUUUGCUGUCGCCCCUUGCGUUCACACAUAUGUUCUGUUACAUAUGCGGUGAACACGAGCACUUCUUGUUCGACAACUCUGUUCGUGUUUUUCUGUCAUUCUCUUUCAUAUAAUUUUCUCUACUUCUUGUACGCAUCGUUUCCAAGCAAAAAAAUAUAUUUCAUUAAGUAAUUUUUAUCGUUAUUCUCAAUUUUCUAGCACAUUUUAAUUAUAUUAUGCAUAUUUCUAUAUGUAUUUGCAAAUUACAUACAAAAUUAAAUGAUUAAAUUCAAACUUUCAAAUAUAUUUUAAACAUUAAUUUUAAAAUGUGUGCAAAUGCAACACUGUUACGUAGCAGCGAACUGUUACGAAUAAGAACACAAAGCGUGUUGCCUGAACACAGCAGACUCGGCGCGAUUCUUCUUUCCUCGUCGCCCCCUCUCCUAUAAAACAAAGAAUUGCCGCGACAAAAAUUGCCCGUGUGAAAGGGGUCUUAGUUUGUUCUGGUACCAUUUUCGUUACAAUUGUCACUUCUCUGCUCGCUAUCUUUGGGCGCUGCUUGCCUGUCAAAAAUUUUACUUGUGAAAGCAACAACAAAGUUAUCUAGUUGAAUUCGUGCCGGAGAGUAUGCGAAUACCUCAUUAAAAAUUCUAUCGUCGCUUGCUGAGUGCUACCAAGUUUUGUUUUACUCAUUUUAGAACCAUUUUACUAUUGUGAACGGCUCAAAGGACAAAUUACUGUCAAAAUAAUAAAAAUUCUUAUACACAAAUUUGAAAUUGAAAAUGGCAGGCGAGGAUAAAUCGUAAGUAAUUUUAAAUUCUUUAAUAAAAAUUAAAUGUGUUGCAGAAAACGUAAGACAUGGACGGUGGUAGAAACCAAAGGGCUACUAAAAUGCUACUUAGCCCGAAGAGAAGAAUUUCUACAUCAAAGAAAAAAACGCAACGCAUACGCUCAUGUGUGAGGACAUGCUGGGUCAAGGCUUCACCAACUCGUCAACAACAGUGAUAGCAUUGGAAAAUAUAAUGCGCACUUUGCUAUCGGCGUAUAACACCGCCAAAGACAAUGCCAGCAGAACGGGUCCGUCUUCGUGUAUUGCUCCAUUUAUCGAAGAUAUGGAAUAAAUUUGCGGAGACAGUGUACUUGCUGGAAACAGCCAUACGCUCUCUGUUGGCCUUAUCAUCAGUCAAUCACUUCCCGAUACAUCUCAUGUCUCUACUACAUCUCCCGUUCCGAAUACAUCUACUGUCUCUACUACAUCUCCUGUUCCGACUACAUCUUCGGUCCCACAUACAUCAACAACUCAGAUGCAACCAACACAGCGUAACCGCGGACGAAAAACUGCAAAAGAGCUUUACUACGUUAAUAGGCUAGACUGACAGCAGAGUUAACCCCCCAUUAACUGCGCUUUUAAUCAGUUCCAAAUUUGUAGGUGACAGACGACAGCAAAGCGAGUUAUAAACUCCCAUUAACAGCUGAUUGGCAAUAAUAUUUUUAUUUUGGUAAAAUAAAAUUAGAAAGUAAAUAUUGCGGUUGUUAGCCGCACAAUUAGUAUAAAAUUACUAAUUACUAAAAAAAAUAUACAUAAAUAAGUUGUUAUUAGAACUUCCAUUUUAGAAAAAAAUAGCUAUUUCAUUGCUUGCAUAUGUUUUUGUUUAGAUUUCAUUAAAAACAGCUGUCAGUAUUGCAUAUUUUCAUUCACAAUAGGUUAAAAGCGGCCAUGUUUAACAAUGUUGCCAAAGGAAAUGCCACGAACUCCCACUACAUUUCUAAAAUUUGGAGGAUUAAAUGGGAGUUAGCAAACGGAGUUAACUGAGAUAACUAUCGAAUUAACCCCGAUUAAAUCAGUUAUUCUGAAUUAACGCCGCCGUCUGUCAGGGGUAUAACAAAAUUAAAAUCAAGGAACAGAAGCUAUAUAUUUUUAUAGAAAUUUGAAUGAAUUUGUGAUAUUUUAAUAUAUAUAUAUAUAAUUUAAUUUUAAGAUAAUGAAUUCCUGAAAUUUUUAUUUAUAUUAAAUUAUGGUGUUGCAAAUAUUGAAAUAAUUCAUCUAGCCUAUUACUAUUUGUUUGUUGAUGAACUUCAUGGGACUCAUCUUGUAAGCUGUUUUCUAAAACUUCAUCUUGGUAAUUUUCAAUACUUAAAUCAUCGAGAAUUAUACAUAUAUGGUGGAGAACACAAGCACUAACAAUUAUAUUCACUACAAAACAAAUAUUUGUUUGUUUGGUAAAAUAUAACAUUCUUCUAAAUCUUGUUUUUAACAAACCAAAAGCAUUUUCUACAGUUAUACGUGUAGAGGAGUGUAAUUUGUUGCGAUGCGGUCAAGUUUCCAUAGUCUUUAAAAGGUGGUACCGAUCAAUUGGUAGUGGUAGGGUAGGCUGAAUCGCCCAAAAUGAAAGCCUCAUUUGGAAAUAUCCUUUCUGCAGAACACUGCUGUCAUAAAGAGAACCAGUAUCGCUUUUAUACUAUAUCUAUCGAAAUAAUUUUCUUUAUUUUCUCUGGGAGCUUUAUACGGAUAUGAGUGCAGUCUAUACCACCGAUUACCUCUGGUAAACCACAUUAUGCCUUAAACUUCCUUUUUGUUGCAACUGCGACAGUACUGUUUGACCAUCAUAUGUAUUCAUGAGAAAUCGUUAUAACCCAACUAGUCACACCCGCUACUAUAGUCCAAGCAGUUGAAGAAGACACAUCAAACAAAUUAGCAAACUGCCGAAAAGUGACGGUGUUACUUAUGUACCAAAUAUAAAUACAGUAAUCCCGGCUUAAGUAUAUUAGAUCAAAAUAUUUGAGAAAAAACUUGGUAGCUUGGUCGAAGCACUUAAGCGGGAUUCACUUCAGUGUCUUUCCCUUUUAAGUGUCUCAAAAGUCUUGUAUGUUCAGAGGGGGCACUGUAUAAAACUUUUCUCUAGGUGGGACGAUUUCUCUUCCACCAGUAUUUGUUUUGGACUGAAUGCUAAUUGUAUAUUUCUCUGAAAGUAAAAUGUUAAAAUAAAUUUGUAAAGUCAAUAAAAUGAAAAUAUGCGUCCAUAAAUACAUACCUAUUAAAUAUUCCACGGUCGAACGAUGCAAUCUCAUGUGCGAAUUCAUUCUCACCAUAGCUUUCAAUGACUGCGCAAAAGUUUUGGCAUUUAUUGCUUUCCUCCCUAUCCGAUUCCUCAGAGCUUGAUGAAGAUUCCGAGCUGGAGAUAGAAAAUGCUAAUAUAGCAUUCCCAAUCAUACGAUCCACUUCAUUUUGUAAAUACUGAGAAACCUACAGAAUAAUUUAUUAGUAUAAACACAAUACAUUACAUAUGUUUAAAAAAUCUUUCUUACCAAAUUAAAAUACUCAUUGUUUUUCGUGUUUAACAUAAAUUGAUUUGAUCUUUGUCAAAAUUCAAUCUUGAAAAUUAAAUUGUUUUGCUAGCGAACUGUCAAAAGUUCAGAGCGACCAAGUAUAGACAAUUCGAUUUCAGUGCUACCAGUUCGUAUGAAAAUUUGAAAAGUUUGUUCGAUUGGCUUGUCUAUAGCAGUUAGCCCAUUGAUGACAGCUAAUAUUAAUUAACUAAUUUGCUUAGUGGCCUUUUUAAAAACGUGUCUUUUGUGAAAGUUUGAACGAAAUCCAGCAAACCAGUUCAUAGCGUCAAAUUUUUGAAAUGUAUUGAAUUGAUGAUGGACAAAGAAAUCACCAAACGAAGAUAUCUACUCUAACACAAAUGCCCUAUUACGGUCUACAAACAAAGUGCAUAGUAGUUGAAGUUCUGAAAUUCGGUAUUAUCAAUCACAACUCUACUUUUGUCUCGUGUUAUUCCCUGAACACAUAGACGACGACAAGCGACGAGCUACAUCUGUCAAAUAUUAAAAUACACGCGUUCUUAUGGGCACAGAUUUUUGGACAACAGCGCGACUACACGAAAGCAGGGUUCAAGUUGUCGUUGUCACCAAAUUACAAUUGCUUCUAAUUUUGUCGACGACAAUGACCGUUGUAGAGCUGCCACUAAUAUGUGAAAUGUAAAAUUAUUCAAAAUUCUAACAAAGGUGACGUUAUUUUGCCGGCAGAAGCGUAAAAUAGUUUUGAUAUAUCAUUUGUAAUAACAAUCAAUGAUUUAAAACAAAUAAAUUUAUACAUUUUUUGCACAAAAAAAUUCACUUUGAACUAAAUAUGUAAAAUUUAUUGAAGUGAAAGGUUUUAAUAUAACGGCAAAUACACUUGCAGACUUGUCUGUGCUACAUGCCAUGUAUGGCCAUUGACCAAGUGCGGUUUAACAAAUUUAUUUUAGAAUAUUCAAAUAAUUUGUUUUGUUAUUAAACUUAUAUGUUUGAUGAUUCAGAUUCAUAGAAUAAACAUUAAAAAUUAUUCAGCAGAUGGAAAUUUACAGCGAAAUUUUGCCUAAUCGGUUUUUUCUGUGAGCCAAGUUCUAUCUGAACAGUCCCAUAGCUUUUUCAAUGUGCUGAUGGGCAGUACUUUCAGUAUGUCAUGAUGACAUCCGGAAGUUUUGGUCGACUCCAUUUUGAAAAUGGCUGUCCCCUUCUUUCUUUCGAAACGUGGGAAACGUCAACAUUGGUUGGUUUUCUCGUGUUGUAAAAUUUUUAUUAAUUAGUUUUGCGAUAAUAGUGCAAAAUGCCACGUGAAAUUAAAGAGGUGAAAGAUUUCCUAAACAAGGCACGCCGUGCUGAUGCCCGUGCUGUGAAAA
This is a messenger RNA of Zeugodacus cucurbitae (melon fly), 7579 nucleotides long. It is a transcript of the gene or, whose product is annotated as AP-3 complex subunit sigma-1. The transcript is spliced from 6 exons. Lineage: Eukaryota; Metazoa; Arthropoda; Insecta; Diptera; Tephritidae. Gene Ontology annotation, biological process: Golgi to vacuole transport; intracellular protein transport. The record is from RefSeq and is a predicted model, not a curated record. Bases 143 to 718 code for a protein of 191 amino acids. Gene Ontology annotation, cellular component: intracellular membrane-bounded organelle; membrane coat; AP-3 adaptor complex.